GUCUUUAAUUUUGGCAAAACAAGAUUUGUACAAUUGUACAUCACUAAUUUUGUUUUUUGGCUUUUUUCAUGAUGUUUUGUUGAAGAUUACAUUAUAUCACAAUUAUGAAUCAUUUAUGUUUUUUGUGUAAUUUCCAAUUUGGUCAAUAAUAUUAACAUAUUUUUUCAAAAUAUGGAUUCUUCGAGAAGAAGUAACUCUGACGAUCAACGGUGUAUCCUGGGUUUGCAAGAUUUGAAAAUAUCCAACAAAGACGAAAAUGAUACUGAGCAAGCGCACACUGCCUCAACGUCUAACACCAGUGCCCAAGCAAAGGCUAGACCCGUUGGUGCGAUAGAGAGUUUUACGUUAGAUAGUGCUCCUACUGUUCGUCAAGAUUACAGUUUUUAUGAACGUUCAAAUGUAAUAGCAGCAUCAAAAUUCGCUACCCCUAAGCGCGUAGAGACAAUCGCAUCAAUCAAUAAACGUGAUAUAAACACUACAGCUCUGCCAGCCAGCCCGACGCGAUCUAUAGAUUCCAUUUCGCAAAGAUCACUUAGUUAUCAAACCGAAGAUUUAUAUGAAAUACCAGGGAAUAAUAAUGUUCAAUAUCCUCCACCUGUGUACGAAAAUAUAGAUUACUAUGGGGAGCAACAGCUGACUCAGCCCCCUUAUUACCACCAACUGUAUCAAAAUCCACCUUUAGUAUCCGAAGGGUAUUAUAACACUCGGUACAGUAAAGCUCAACCUCAAGUGCCUGUUAACAACAAAGCUAAAUCAAAUCCAUUGGUAUAUGAAAACAUGCUGUGUCCAGAAAAUGAAAAGAAAAAUGAAUAUAAAGUACAGCCUAAUCUGGAUCAGCAGUUUAUUCAACAAGGCUCAGUUCCUGGACCACAGGUGGCUAAUAGUACUUUAAACAGAAACAGUUCACUCAAAUUGUUAAAUGAUAAAAGUAAAGUAGACAGAGUGCCACCUCCACCACCUUAUAAUCCAUCAGCUGAUAACUCUAGUAGUGAUUAUACAGUUAUGAAAUCUGCUCCACCUAAGUAUACAGAUGUCAGUUCCCUUUUGAAAAAUAACAAUUCUGUUAGUUUUGAUGACAAGGUGGUUACAAUUCCGUCAACAGCAAUUUAUGCUUCAAUUGCCCCAAGUGCUCAAAGACCGAAAGCAAAUAUUGCAACAGAAGUACAGGGGCCUGUAUCUGUGCCCAAGUAUUUUCAUCCAAAACCGCCAGUUGGGAAUGGAUUAGCAAAAGCGAAACCAGCACCAAUAAAUGGAAACUAUGGUGCAAGCCCAAAACCAAUUCCAACCCGGAUGCAAAUAGUUGAAGAUACUAAUGGGUCCGACUAUGUUUGUAUGACAGGUGGAUCUCCUGCUGCAGCUGUGGCCGCAGCAAAUAAAGACAAUGUAUCAUUAGCAUCUGAAACAAUUAGUUCUCGUAAUAUGGUUUCUGGACUGACUUUAUGUUCACCAGCUCAGUCUCCUGCCCCUAGUCCUACUCCCAGCUCAGUCUCUCAAGUAUCAGGGGGUUCUAGAGGUUCUGGGGGACGUGGUAAGAGCUUGCUUCCAUACAGUAUCACUCCACCUCGACCACCUGGUCCUAGUGAAGCACAACGUAAAAUAGAAGAGCUCACUCGGCAACUUGAAGAAGAAAUGGAAAGGCAGGAUGAAGAAGGAGAAUAUUUUGGUAUAUGUCAUACAUGUGGAGCUGGUGUGACGGGUGCCGGGCAGGCAUGUCAAGCCAUGGGAAAUCUUUACCAUACUAACUGUUUCAUAUGCUGUUCCUGUGGAAGAGCAUUACGUGGCAAGGCAUUCUACAAUGUCCAUGGCAAGGUGUACUGUGAAGAAGAUUAUUUGUAUUCAGGAUUUCAACAAACAGCUGAAAAAUGUGCAAUAUGUGGUCACCUUAUAAUGGAAAUGAUAUUACAAGCUAUGGGCAAGUCAUACCAUCCGGGAUGUUUUCGGUGCUGUAUUUGUAAUGAGUGUCUUGAUGGAGUUCCCUUCACAGUUGACGUUGACAAUAAGAUCUAUUGUGUUAAUGACUAUCAUCGUAUGUUUGCACCAAAAUGUGCUAGUUGUGGGAAAGGUAUAACACCAGUGGAAGGAACUGAUGAAACUGUUCGGGUUGUAUCAAUGGAUCGUGACUUUCAUGUCGACUGUUACAUGUGCUGUUUUUGUGGAAUGCAAUUAACUGAUGAACCCGAUAAGCGCUGCUAUCCUCUAGCUGGAAAACUAAUGUGUCGUGUGUGCCAUCUUUCUGCCAUCGGAGCUUCCACAGGACCUGGCAUGCCACCGGCACCACACCUUUCUCCAGCCUCUUACCAGUACAUGGGGUAAACAUCAUAUAUAAAACAAUCAGUAAAAAUUGGACUUUAUAUGGAAUAUUUGUGUGAAUGUUAUUACCUUAUCAUUUGGUGAUAUUGAAAUAUAGACAGAUGGCUUAUUAAGGCGUCUUAGAUAAGUUGGCAAUGAAGUUGGUAUGCUAAAUCAUAAUAAGUAGUUGGUAUGCUAGCCAUUGAAAAGAGACAAUCGGCUAAUUUUGGCUUCGUAGAGCGUUAUCUCUGUCGCACGAAACAUAAACAUUCCAGUAUCUAUUAGGAUUUCUUUUAACUAUUAUGAGUUUCUGUUUAAUUGAAUAACAUACACCAAUUCUUUCUAUAAGUGCUGUCUUUAGAUUAUGGGAAAAAUAAAAUUAAAAGAUCAUUUUAUUAUCAUGUUGAUGUAUUUUUUUUGAAAGUUAAAGAUGUAGAUGCAUAACACCAUUAUAACUAUUGUUAAAAUGACACAAGUCUAUCAUUGUAAUUGUCUAAAUCGUGUUGAAUUAUUUGAUAUUAAUUUUAACAUCGCAAUCGCAACACAGUGCACAUGAUCUACAAGUACGGUGUCCACGAAAAACUCUGAAAACCUAUCCUUGUGAUGAAAUAUAAAAUCAUAAAUCUGGGUUUUCGACAAUUUUGAGUCAAUUGGAAUUUCGUGUCUGGAUCCAAUGAAAUGGUGUUUGAAUUAGGGGUCUUUCGACAAAUUUGUUGUGAUGUGUUCUGUUCUGGUUAUCGACACGACCACGCACCAUGCGUUUUUGAUAACUAUGACAGAACAAAACUCUUAAAGAUACCAUCGUACAUCUUUAAAUUAUUAAAAGUUUGGGGAAUUUACAACUUAUAUAUAAUAUAUAAAUAUAUAUAUAUAUAUAUAUUAAAUCGGACGUGACCACAUUACAUCAGUUGAACAAUGACUGAGAAACGUCACAUAGGUAGUGUGCGACACACAACGCUCUACGAAGCUGUCUCUUUUCAAAGAGAAGGUCGAUGUUCAAUAUUUAUUGAUGGGGACUAAAGUUUCUUUCCAAGACUUUGAUACAAAACUUUUGAUGCCAGGUGGUUAAGUUAAUAUGAGAAAAAAAGUGGUAGGAAAGAGUAUCAAAUGAUUUAAAUUUAUUUCAUGUGUGAUAUAGCAGUUGAUAAAAUACAUUAGAAAAUAUUAAAUCUCUUAUUUGAUUGGUUGCAUUUAUUUUAUAAUUAUUGUCAAAUUAUACAAAGCAAUAAAUUGAAAUGCUCAACAAUUUAUGAUUACAUAAUAGAACAAAAUAAAUGAAUAAGAUAUUUCAGAUUGAAGUGGUGAAAUAUAUAGCUUUAAAAUAGGUAUAUAUAUGACAGCUUGAUAUUAGGUUAAGAGAAAACAGGAUUACUGUUGUUAUUGGAUGUAAUAGUGAGUGAUUGUGAAAAAAUGAAAGUUAGUAGUUUUUAAUAAAUUAAUUAGAGUAAAAAUGAUUGCCUGUCGAUUAGUAGGUACAAAUGAUAUAAUCAUAGAGAGCCAGAAAUGAAAAAUCUUUUUUGUGAUAAAAAUAGUGCGUACUGAAAUUUUGAAUUUUGAAAAAUAAUAAAUUGUUAAUACCACUAUUAUUAAUUCAAUAAAUCAAAUUAGUAGCAUUUUGCAUAAUACAAAAAGAUUACUCAGAAACACAUUUAUAUUUUACAUUUCGUUUAAUAUGUGGUAAAAUGGAAAGUAAAACAAUAUCUGUUAUUUUUUUUUUACUUUGUUGCAUUUACUAAUAAUAUUAGAUGACAGCACAUCUGGCUUUAUUAAUAAUAAAUAUCUAUCUCCUUACAAUAUUUAUAGUUUUAAUCAUAAAAAUAGAAGAAGUAAUAGCACCAUUAUAAACAUUCCAGUAAUGUGCUGUCUUGUUCUGUAGGUACUUAAUUAUAAAA
Messenger RNA from Nymphalis io (European peacock), 4181 nucleotides. RefSeq names its product LIM domain-containing protein jub (gene jub). Gene Ontology annotation, cellular component: nucleus; P-body; transcription regulator complex. NCBI's taxonomy places the organism in Eukaryota, Metazoa, Arthropoda, Insecta, Lepidoptera, Nymphalidae. Bases 172 to 2313 code for a protein of 713 amino acids. The record is from RefSeq and is a predicted model, not a curated record. Gene Ontology annotation, molecular function: transcription corepressor activity. Gene Ontology annotation, biological process: negative regulation of hippo signaling; regulation of DNA-templated transcription; response to hypoxia. The transcript has 6 exons.